Microthlaspi erraticum is the source of this 2586-nucleotide messenger RNA. NCBI's taxonomy places the organism in Eukaryota, Viridiplantae, Streptophyta, Magnoliopsida, Brassicales, Brassicaceae. The record is from the annotation of a GenBank genome assembly.
AUGAUUGAUAUUGAAGCUAAAAUCGAAGGAAAACAAGUGUUCAUUUCGUUCGUAUAUGGAGAUCCGGUCGUUGAUGGCCGAGAAGCUUUUUGGGAUCGUCUUGUCCAACUUAGCUAUAACAGACAAGGUUCUUGGCUCAUUAUGGGUGACUUCAGUGAAAUGAUUGGCAAUUGGGAAAAGAGAGGGGGUCGUAAAAGAUCCGAAUCAUCCUUUCUUCCAUUUCGAAAUAUGCUCGACAGUUGUGGCAUGAUCGAUUUUCCCUUUAAGGGGAACUCAAAAUCAUGGGUCGGAUAUAGGAGAUGUAGAAAAAUGCAAUGCCGACUCGACAGAGCCGUUGGCAAUGAAGACUGGCACCAUGAUUUUUCCCACACUAAUGUGGAGUAUCUCAAACUUUGGGGCUCAGACCACAUGCCGAUACUAACCAGAAUCUUGUCUAAACCCGGCACGGCACAAAGAGGAUUCAAAUUUGAUAAGCGAUGGCUAGGCAAGGACGGUUUGAAGAAAUCUAUAGAAGAAGGAUGGGGUCAAACAGACAUCUCGGACCUGGGAGAUGUCUAUACAAAAGUCCAAACUUGCCGACGAUCUCUCUCAUGCUGGAAGAAAACAAAUCAGUCCAACUCUAUAAAGAAAAUCGAGGAGAUCAAAAAGUUGUUGGAACAUGCCCAAACCAACGAUAGCAUGACGAAUGAGGAAGUCUUUAAACUGAAAUGGGACGUAUGCUCAGCUUUUAGAGAAGAAGAACUUUAUUGGAAGCAAAAAAGCCGGGUUACAUGGCUAAAGGAAGGGGACCGUAAUACGAAAUUUUUCCAUACAACCAUCAAACUACGUAAAGCAAGAAACCGCAUCACAAAGUUAAAAAGAGGUGACGGUUCGUGGGCAGAAACAGAGGAGGACAUAGAGAGAGUGGCGACAGAUUAUUUGCAAAACCUCUUUACCUCGUCACACCCUACCGAUUUUGACGAGGCUCUCCGGUACGUUACCGUGAAAGUAAACUCUGAUAUCAACCAAUCUCUAACCAAACCUCCCUCCAAUGAGGAGAUCAGACUGGCCAUCGAAGACAUCAAUCCAGAGAAAGCACCAGGGCCGGAUGGAAUGACUAUCCUUUUCAAACAACAAUUUUGGGAAAUCACGGCAAAAGAUGUUAUAGCAAUGGUAAAAGAAUUCUUCUCCUCCGACUUCUUUGACGCACGCCUAAACCAAACCAACAUAUGCCUGAUCCCAAAAUCGGAGAGACCUCAAGAAAUGUCAGAAUUUAGGCCAAUAAGCCUAUGUAAUGUCAGCUACAAAAUCAUUUCUAAAUUUUUCUGCAAAAGAUUGAAGAGAUUCCUCCUGAAACUUAUUUCGGAGACACAGUCAUCCUUUGUGGCCAAGAGACUCAUCACAGACAACAUCCUUAUUGCCCAAGAAGCUUUUCACGCCCUCCGCACAAACCCUAGUUGUAAGAAUAAAUUCAUGGCCAUUAAAACGGACAUGAGUAAAGCUUAUGAUAGGGUGGAAUGGAAUUUCCUUGAAGCUUUGAUGCUUAAAAUGGGUUUCUCAGAAAAAUGGGACUCUUGGAUCAGAUCGUGCAUAUCGUCGGUGUCCUAUCAGAUGCUACUCAAUGGAGAGGCUAAAGGCCAUAUUAGUCCAUCAAGAAAACUGCGUCAGGGCGAUCCACUCUCACCCUUUCUGUUUAUCAUACUAACAGAGGCACUAGUGGCACAGCUACGAGGCGCAAAAGAAGAGGGACGUGUAACGGGACUAAAGAUAGCAAGAAACAGCCUGGCGAUUUCACAUCUCUUAUUUGCAUACGACAGCCUCUUUUUCUGCAAAGCAAAUGUCCAGCAAUGUGCUGAGAUUUUAAAGAUUAUCAAUACAUAUGGCCAAGCUUCAGGCCAGCAACUUAACACUGCUAAAUCUUCAAUCUUCUUUGGGAAUAAAGUACCAAAUGACCAGCGUUAUGACCUAAAACGUACUCUUGGAAUCACAAAGGAGGGUGGCAUGGGAAUGUACCUGGGUUUACCGGAGAAAAUCUUCGGAUCAAAAAAACAGGUGUUCUCCUUCAUUCAAGACCGUCUCAGUAAAAGGAUAAAUUCCUGGUUGGCAAAACUAUUGUCCAAAGGUGGAAAGGAAGUUUUGAUUAAGUCAGUAGCCCAAGCUCUCCCUACCUAUGUCAUGUCGUGCUUCCUACUCCCCCAAGAAAUUACCAAGAAGCUCCAAAGUGCUAUAUCAAACUUUUGGUGGAGUACAAAUCAAAGUAGCCGGGGUAUGCAUUGGAUUGCAUGGGUAAAAAUAUGCAUGCCUUUAGGAAAAGGCGGGUUGGGGUUCAGAGACCUUAAAAAUUUCAAUCUCGCUUUACUUGCGAAGCAACUUUGGCGACUUAUACAAUAUCCAUCCUCCUUACUUGCACGGAUCCUAAAAGGACGCUACUUCCUACAUACAAACCCACUGGUUUGUCAAAAAGUGAAUACCCCAUCAUAUGUAUGGACGAGUCUUACCGCAGCAAGAGAUCUUCUGAAAGCUGGCCUCCGGAAAAAUAUUGGCUCUGGCGCAAACACGGCGGUUUGGAGUGAUGCAUGGAUUCCAGUAACACCACGAGACAACUAG